Molecule: messenger RNA, 3082 nt
Organism: Rhododendron vialii
Lineage: Eukaryota; Viridiplantae; Streptophyta; Magnoliopsida; Ericales; Ericaceae
Product: crossover junction endonuclease EME1A-like
Exons: 19
Coding region: 181-2583 (800 amino acids)
Biological process (GO): DNA repair
Cellular component (GO): Holliday junction resolvase complex; nucleus
Molecular function (GO): nuclease activity; DNA binding
Source: RefSeq, a predicted model, not a curated record
ACCAAGUGACAGCCCCGUCGAAGAUAGAAUUACGCCGUACCCAAACACUCCCAAUUUCAGAUUCCUCCCGCGCUAAUUCCCCCAUUCGAAGUGGAAAACCUAACCCCUCUUUCGGUUCUUCUUCUUCGCCUCUCUCAGUCUCUCUCUCUCUCUCUCUCACAGACACACACACACACACAGAUGUCUCAGCCCAUCACCGUAGACAUCCUCUCCGACGAUGACGACGACGACGAACCGCAAAACGAUGCCGUCCCAACCCAACGGAAGUGGCAAAUGACAGUACCACCAAACAAUGCCGUCUCAACCUCGAAACGGCCAAGAAUCGAACACUUUUCGAACCCCGCGAUUCUCCUCAUCGACGACGAUCCAACCCCGAAGAAGGCGAUCGUCCCCAUUUUCACGCCGUCGCCGAUUGUGGCCGAAACCCCGAUGAUCGAGUUCUCGAAUCGUGACGUGGCUGUUGUGAAGCGCAAAAGCAAAGGUUUAUCAGGUGCGAUGGUUCCCACCUCCACGCAGUCGAUUGUAGCUGAAACCCCAAUGCUCGAUUUCUCGAAGCCUGAUGUGGCUUUUGUGAAGCGCAAUAGCAAGAAGUUAUCUGAUCCCAAAAGGUUCCCAGUUCCCAUCUCCACGCCGUCGAUAGUAGCCGAAACCCCAAUGCUCGAUUUCUCGAGUCCCAAAGCGGGUAUUGGGAAGCGCAACAGCAAGGGUUUAUCUGAUCCCCAAAAGUUCUCAGGAAUCUGCGGGUUAGUAUGUUUGGAGUCUGACAACGAGUCUGAAAAUGGUUCUGGGAAUGAAAAUUGGAAGCAGAGUGAUACUUCAGGUAGUACUUGUGAUGUGGCAACGGAUUCAGAGAUGAGUUCAAGUCUAGUUGGUUCUGAAUCUUCCCCUGUUACAGAAGAAAGCUUAUUAGCACAUGAGAACUUAACACAAAUGUCUGUGGACAGUUCUCUUCAAAUCUCUUCUGAAGAUGGCAGCACCCAGGCAAAUGAUGCUCCUGAUGAAGAGAUUGACAGACCGGAGCCAUCGGAGAACAUCUUGAAGCGGAAAAGUAGAAGUAAGGUCAAUGCAAAUAAGGAAAAUGAUGGCGAUGACGGAAACAAAAAAAGGAAGAAAACCAAGGAAGGAAAAGAACAACUCAGAGAAAGAGAGAAGUUGCGAAAAGCAGCCAUGAAGGUUGAGGCUGCAAGAGUUCGGUUGAAGGAAGAAAAUAACCAACUUAGAGAAAGAGAGAAGUUGCAAAAAGAAGCCAUGAAGGCUGAGGCUGCAAAACUUCGGUUGAAGGAAGAAAACAACCAACUCAGAGAAAGAGAGAAGUUGCAAAAAGAAGCCAUGAAGGCAAAGGCUGAGGCUGAGCUCAACCAACUUCGGUUGAAGGAAGGAAAAAAACAACUCAGAGAAAGAGAGAAGUUCCAAAAAGCAGCCAUGAAGGCUGAGGCUGCAAGACUCCGGUUGAAGGAAGAAAAAGACCAACUCAGAGAAAGAGAGAAGUUGCAAAAAGAAGCCAUGAAGGCUGAGGCUGAGCUCAAAAGAUUUCGGUUGAAGGAAGAAAAAAACCAACUCAAAGAAAGAGAGAAGUUGCAAAAAGCAGCCAUGAAGGCUGAGGCUGCAGAGCUCAAAAAAUUAGAAAAGGAAAAACAAAAGUGGGAGAAGGGAAAGUUUGCUUUAAAUUCCAUUGUGGCCAAUGUUGAUGCUAAAGUAGUUGAACUGGGGUCAGUUGGAGGACACCUCCUUACAAGAUUUGCAGAGAAAGGUCUUACAUAUCGGAUAACUUCAAAUCCAAUUGAAAGAUCUAUAGUGUGGAAUAUGGCUGUUCCUGAUCAGAUUUCCAAGCUUUCCUCCAACAGUGAUGACAUUCCGUAUGUACUACUUGUCGUUGAAGCUGAGGAGUUUUGCAACCUUGUUAUUAAUGAAACUCUCAUGCAACAUGUUUCCUGUGUUCGAAGCCGUUAUCCAUCUCAUACUAUUUGCUAUGUGACAAAUAGGCUAAUGGCAUAUAUCAAUAAAAGGGAACAAGAACAGUACAAGAACCCUGAUAAGUGUAGCAGUUGGAGACGCCCCCCUGUUGAAGAGGUGCUUGCGAAAUUAACCACUCAUUCUGUUAGGGUACAUUCAAGGCAGUGCAUAGACGAAGCUGAAUUAGCUGAACAUGUUGUUGGGUUGACUUGCAGCUUGGCCUCUUGCCGAUUCAGAAAGAAGUUAACACGGUUAUCUGUAAAUGCUAAUGGUUCCCUUAUCCCCAAGGACUGCAUCGACAAGGAUCUAUUCAAAAAGAACUUGUGGUUAAAAGCGCUGAUUGCAAUCCCAAAGGUACAACCACGAUUCGCACUUGCUAUCCGGAAGAAAUACCCUACAAUGAGAUCCCUCCUGAAUGUUUACAUGGAUCCAAACAAAUCGGUGCACGAGAAAGAAUUUUUGCUCAAGGACUUAACAAUAGAAGGACUACUCGGCGACGAUAGAAGACUGGGCGAGGUUUGCUCGAAAAGAGUUUACAGAAUAUUGACUGCGCAAUCCGGAAGUAGCAACACUGAUGACGUUGAGGAUGGUGCUGAUUUCUUUAGCCGGACUUCGAUAACUCCCUCAUAGUUCUUAAAGUUCACCUUAAGUUGAUAUUGGAGAGCAGGUGAGUGAAGCUGCUGUAUAUACAUUCCCUUUCUAAUAGCCUUCUGCAUCUGCCUGUGUUUAUAGCUGUCCUUUUUGUAGCACUUGGGUUACGAGUAUUCUGCCAAGGAUUUCAUAAGUGUUUGGAAUCUGGAUGAUGUCAAGGGUCUGAAAUGAAGAAGAAGAAGAAGACUGCUGAACUUAUGUCCGGGUCUGUUUCGAUGUCAUUUUUGUUCUUCGUGCUGAUUUGUGUAGGGUUUUCUUCUUCUUCUUUUUUUAUCCGCAAAAACGCCCCUCGGGCUGCUGAUUUGUGUAGGUUGUUUCGGGAUACUGUGGUGGUUGGCUCCUUACCAACUACUAUUUCUCUGUCUUUUUUCCUGGCGCUUAAUUAGUCAAUCCACGGCUAUGUUGCUCAUCCUGUAUCCUUACAAAGGUUUUUAUACUUUUAACUCUAGUGAAUAAAAAUUCCCCUUUAUGGAAAAAA